This is a messenger RNA of Ipomoea nil (Japanese morning glory), 3294 nucleotides long. Its product is annotated as mitochondrial substrate carrier family protein C. The transcript has 7 exons. The record is from RefSeq and is a predicted model, not a curated record. Bases 483 to 2930 code for a protein of 815 amino acids. Gene Ontology annotation, molecular function: S-adenosyl-L-methionine transmembrane transporter activity; calcium ion binding. Gene Ontology annotation, cellular component: mitochondrial inner membrane. Gene Ontology annotation, biological process: transmembrane transport. NCBI's taxonomy places the organism in Eukaryota, Viridiplantae, Streptophyta, Magnoliopsida, Solanales, Convolvulaceae.
AUGAGCCACCUCUCCAUCUUCCUCUUCUUCGCCUAGCUUCCCCCUUCACAGUCACUAUAUCUUACGGAGACCUCAGAUUUUGUUCGCAGAUUUGCAGAAUUUUUGUGACUCUAAGUUGUUGAGGUAGACGAAGGAAGAAGGAAGGCAGGCAAGUUUAUCUUUCUCGAAUUUGGUACUAUGCGUUUCAAUUCGAUUCUCCGUGUGUGUAAUAUAGGUGGACACGCGCGGCUUAGUAUGUAGAGGCGCGUUGAUGUGUUCGUAGAAGAACGGAUUGAAUGGAUUUACUGCUGUUUCAUGUGAAUGAUACGGAUAAGUUGGGGUUGUGUGGAUCUGAUUCGGAUGGUUUUGGUGUUCAAUGAGGAUUGACUGUUGAGCUUCCGAGUGUGUUUUUGUAUUGGCAGGAUUUAUAUAUAUUUUAGUGAGAGAGAGAGAGAGAGGGAGAGGGAGAGGAUUGUUGUCUUGUUGAGGUGAGACUUGGAGUGAUGUUGAUGGUAUCUGGAAAUGGAGACGCUGCGGAUUCGUUUCGGAAUUCAAUGGAAGUGGUCAGGGGUGUGUUAUCCCCGAUAGAGUCCAGUAUAAAGAAAGUGGCGAAGGAUUUAGAGCACUACUGGCCUGGUUCUCAGGUUGUGGUGGUUGAUUCUAGUGAUGACAGCAAAAGCUCAGAGCUAAAUGUGAAUAGAAAGAGUGUGGUUACUGAUGUGGAAAAGACGAGUUUCGCUGUGAAGGUACCGAGUAAGAAGUUUGUAGGGUUUUUCGGGAGCAGUUGGCAGAGCGAUAGAGAUGAGAUUGGGGCUAGGAAAGGGUUGAAAGAGAAAUAUGGGGGAGGAGAUGUUGGGAAGAGCAAUGGGAAUUGUUUUGACUGUUUACAUUUUGCUCUGGCUUGGUCACUCAUGAUGAAUAAUUUUGCUCAGGCUCUUCCUGGCACAUUUAAGGUUGGGACAAAGUGGGUUCACAAGACGAGUAAUGGGGAUGCUGUUCCCAAUGAGACUGCUAUGAAGCCAAGGGUUUUAGGUGAAUUUAAGAAAAAGGAAUCAAAUGGCCGAGUAUCUUGUUGUGAAAGGUUGAAUCAUGAAGAAGGGAAUAAUGUAUCACUUGAGGGAUUUGUAGGGUUUAUGUUUGAUCAGCUAGCUCAGAAUCUUCAAAAGCUUGACUCACAUUUUCAUGAGAAGGAAUCCAAGCUUGCUGACUUAGAGCCAGUUCCUCCACCCACCAAUCAGUUUGAUCAUUUGAAGGUGCUUAUUAGUGUGUUUGAGGGGAAAAGAGCUGAUUUCAAUGGCUUUUUGGGGAACUUGAAUUUUGCAAGAGUGGGAGGUAUGCCGCCAAGUAUUGUUGGAAUCUCUUCUCCGGUGAGUGAUGAGAGAGAUGAUGCAGUCAAUGGUGAUGGUCCUCGCAUAGAAAGUGCAGGCAGUUCACCGCAAAAAUUGGCCAAUGGGUUGCUCAGCAUUCCCUUGUCAAAUGUUGAAAGGUUGAGGUCAACUUUGUCAUCUGUUUCAUUGACAGAACUAGUUGAGCUCUUACCUCAGCUAGGUCGACCUUCACAAGAUCAUCCCGAUAAGAAGAAACUAUUUUCUGUCCAGGACUUUUUCAGAUACACGGAAGCUGAAGGAAGGAGGUUCUUCGAGGAGUUGGAUGGUGAUGGGGAUGGCCAAGUCACCUUGGAAGAUCUUGAAGUUGCUAUGAGAAAGAGAAAGCUACCAAAACGAUAUGCUCAUGAAUUCAUGCGUCGUACAAGAAGUCACUUGUUUAAAAAAUCUUUUGGUUGGAAACAGUUUUUAUCUUUAAUGGAACAGAAGGAACCAACUAUUCUACGGGCUUAUACUAGUCUUUGCUUGAGCAAGUCCGGGACUCUGCAGAAAAGUGAGAUCUUAGCAUCAUUGAAAAAUGCAGGGCUUCCAGCAAAUGAAGACAAUGCUGUUGCGAUGAUGCGCUUUCUAAAUGCAGAUACCGAGGAAUCCAUCUCUUAUGGGCAUUUCCGGAAUUUUAUGCUUUUACUGCCCUCAGACAGAUUACAAGAAGAUCCUCGGAGUAUCUGGUUUGAGGCGGCAACUGUAGUUGCUGUUGCACCACCUGUUGAGAUUCCAGCUGGAAGUGUUCUAAAAUCUGCUUUGGCAGGAGGCCUUGCUUGUGCAUUGUCUACAUCAUUGAUGCACCCUAUUGAUACAAUCAAGACAACUUUACAAGCAUCUAGCCUUAGUUUUCCCCAAAUCAUGGCAAAGCUCCCAGAAAUUGGAGUGCGGGGAUUGUAUAGAGGGUCUAUUCCUGCAAUUGUUGGACAAUUUUCAAGCCAUGGAUUGCGGACCGGAAUUUUUGAAGCAAGUAAACUUGUUUUGAUAAACUUUGCUCCCACGCUUCCAGAACUACAGGUUCAAUCAAUAGCAUCAUUUUGCAGCACUGUCCUGGGGACAGCAGUGCGUAUACCAUGCGAAGUGUUAAAGCAGAGAUUACAGGCUGGUCUGUUUGACAAUGUAGGGCAAGCAAUUUUAGGUACUUGGCAGCAAGAUGGUCUUAAAGGCUUCUUUCGUGGGACCGGUGCCACUCUCUGCCGUGAGGUUCCAUUUUAUGUUGCAGGCAUGGCCCUUUAUGCAAAAUCAAAGAAGGUUGCCCAGCAGCUAUUAGAGAGAGAGCUGGAACCAUGGGAAACAAUCGCUGUUGGGGCUUUAUCCGGUGGUCUAUCUGCUGUUGUGACAACACCGUUUGAUGUAAUUAAGACCAGAAUGAUGACUGCUCCCCAAGGCAGGCCUGUCACAUUGACGGUGUUAGCAUUCUCUAUAAUUCGUCACGAAGGACCCAUGGGAUUGUUAAAGGGUGCCUUGCCCAGGUUCUUCUGGAUUGCUCCCCUUGGUGCAAUGAACUUCGCUGGUUACGAGCUUGCCAAAAAGGCUAUGGACAAAAGCGAGGAAACAAGUGAGCAAGUAUCUGUUAAAAAGUAGGCUGAUGAUGAUGAUUGAGGCUCGAGGCAUUUGCAAGUGAAACUAUCAGUAACUAUAAAUGCAUUAUCGGAGAUUUUGCUUUAAUGCUCAAAAGCUGCUUAAAAGUUUUGAAUAUUUGUUUAAAACAGCGAGUGAGGUGAUUUUAUGCAUCAUAGUUAAUGUGUCCAGAGAAAAAACAAAAUCUUUGAUUCUCUGGUAAAAGUUGCAAUCUUUUGGUGCAUACUUUUAUUGGAGAAAAAUUGUAAAUUGAGCGCAGGCAGGGAGCCGUGGGAAUCCCACUUAACUUUUAACGCUGUAACUUAUUGUACAUUUAUGUGCAGUCUACUAAUGCUUUGAACUUGUUAUUCUUUGCUCAUAAGCUUAA